This is a messenger RNA of Melospiza georgiana, 2454 nucleotides long. RefSeq names its product mitogen-activated protein kinase kinase 5 (gene MAP2K5). Bases 53 to 1384 code for a protein of 443 amino acids. The transcript is spliced from 22 exons. Gene Ontology annotation, biological process: protein phosphorylation. The record is from RefSeq and is a predicted model, not a curated record. NCBI's taxonomy places the organism in Eukaryota, Metazoa, Chordata, Aves, Passeriformes, Passerellidae. Gene Ontology annotation, molecular function: protein binding; protein kinase activity; ATP binding.
GCCCGGCUCGGCCCGGCGCGGCGGCCGCAGCAUGUGAGCCCGCGGGGCGGGGAUGCUCUGGCUGCUCUGCGGCCCCUGCGGCGCCAUGGACAGCCAGGCGCUCGUCAUCCGCAUCAAGAUCCCCGACGGAGCCGCCGUGGACUGGACCGUGCACUCGGCGCCACAGCUGCUCUUCAGGGAUGUGCUGGAUGUCAUUGGUCAAGUUUUGCCAGAUGCAACCACCACAGCAUUUGAGUAUGAGGAUGAGGAUGGGGAUCGGAUCACGGUCAGGAGCGAUGAGGAGAUGAAGGCCAUGCUGUCCUAUUAUUACUCCACUGUGAUGGAGCAGCAAGUGAAUGGACAAUUGAUAGAGCCUCUGCAGAUCUACCCACGAGCCUGCAAACCUCCUGGGAAACGGAACAUACAUGGCCUCAAGGUGAACACGCGGGCGGGGGCCGGCAGCGGCGCCUCCGAGGCCCUGCCCAGCAACAGCUUGAAGAAGUCCUCUGCAGAGCUGAAGAAGAUCCUUGCCAAUGGCCAGAUGAAUGAACAAGACAUUCGAUACCGAGACAUCCUCGGCCACGGCAACGGAGGCACCGUCUACAAGGCUUACCAUGUCCGCAGUGGAAAAAUCCUGGCGGUGAAGGUCAUACCCUUGGAUAUAACACUGGAACUCCAGAAGCAGAUCAUGUCAGAGUUAGAAAUUCUUUACAAGUGUGACUCCUCGUAUAUCAUAGGAUUUUAUGGUGCUUUUUUUGUAGAAAACAGGAUUUCACUGUGCACAGAGUUCAUGGAUGGGGGGUCUCUGGAUGUUUAUAGAAAAAUUCCAGAACACGUUCUCGGAAGGAUAGCGGUGGCUGUUGUGAAAGGCCUGACCUAUUUAUGGAGCCUGAAGAUUUUACACAGAGAUGUGAAGCCCUCCAACAUGCUGGUGAACACCCGGGGCCAGGUGAAGCUCUGUGACUUUGGGGUCAGCACCCAGCUGGUGAAUUCCAUAGCCAAGACGUAUGUUGGAACAAAUGCUUAUAUGGCGCCUGAGAGGAUCUCGGGGGAGCAGUACGGGAUCCACUCGGACGUCUGGAGCCUGGGGAUUUCCUUCAUGGAGCUUGCUCUUGGGAGGUUUCCAUAUCCUCAGAUUCAGAAAAACCAGGGAUCUUUAAUGCCUCUCCAGUUAUUGCAGUGCAUUGUUGAUGAGGAAUCGCCAGUGCUUCCAGCCGGGGAGUUCUCGGAGCCAUUUGUGCACUUCAUCACUCAAUGCAUGAAGAAGCAGCCAAAGGAAAGGCCAGCACCUGAAGAUUUAAUGGGCCACCCGUUCGUGGUGCAGUACAACGACGGCAAUGCCGAGGUGGUGUCCAUGUGGGUGUGCCGGAUGCUGGAGGAGCGCCGAGCCCAGGGAGCCCAGUGAGCCCCGCAGCACCCGGGGCUCUCCCCACGCCGGGACCUCCACCUUGGCACUCUCAGCCUACCCAGGUCCUGUUCUACUCCAGCUGUUUCCUAGAAGCGUCGACAACAUCAGGGUGUUUGCUGGCUGCCUUUUCCUCACCGCCACGUUAAGGAAUUUUCUUAAUUGUUUCUUUUGUUGCUGAGCAAUUUCCAGGUUUAUCUUCAGUUAUACUGUACACAGCCUUAAAGCAAGUAUUUUAUAUCUCUAUUUUUGGGUUACUGAAUGUUCUGUCUCCUGACCCCAGAGUAUUUUUUAACUGUUGCUCCUUUCCAAGUGUCCAGAGGAUUUCCUGACGAGUUGGUGGCUGUCUCUGAGUGCAGGCAGCCACUCAAUACUGGGUUUAAGUGUAAAACAAAAGCAAACAGACAAAAAAGAGAAAUAUCUGGGCUUGCCCACCCUGUGAGGAGGUGAGGGGUGCCAGGAGGGUCAGCAUCACACCAGUGAGUGACUGGGAAUGCCCUCUCUGCUCCCAGUGUCAGCUGCUGGGACACGAGGAGCGCCCAUGGUCAGGCUGAUCCCUGAACCAGAGAGGGUUUGCUGAGGUGGAAAAGGGGGAAAGAGGACAGGGCUCUGCUCUGGAGCCAGGCUGGGAGUGUUCCCCUGGAGAAGGGAAGGAUCCAGGAAUCCCCAGAGCCCUUGCAGGGCCUGAAGGGGCUCCAGGAGAGCUGCAGAGGGACUGGGGACAGGGAUGGGGGGACAGGACACAGGGCAUGGCUCCCACUGCCAGAGGGCAGGGAUGGAUGGGGUGUUGGGAAUAAUCCUUCCCUGGGAGGGUGGGCAGGCCCUGGCACAGCUGUGGGUUCAACCAGGCCAAGCACAGACUCCAGGUUUGGUGUUGCAGGAAAAAGGAAUGGCUGCAAUGUCUCUGCUGGGUGUUCCUGGCUCCUGCAGUUCCUGGGGAACAUUUCCACAACAGACCAACACAGGUUGAAUCAUUCCUUGUGUAAAAAUGCUUAAUAAAAGGAAAAAAAAAUAAAUAAACCAUGGAUGUGAGAGGCAGGUUUGGGGUGAGUGAGUUGGGUGGGAGGAGG